CAUUAGAGAAUACGAUUGUAAUCUCUUCGUAAUCUGAAGACAGACGCUAAAUCCCUCUAUUUAAAUUGCUUUAAACCUAUGAAUAGCCUCGCUCUCAGAUGAGAGCAUCAUAGCCGACAAACAUCGUAAUAUUCCUCGAUUAGAACGAGGUGUCUCCCAAGGCGGACGGUAUUCGGUCCGUCCACCUAUGGUCUGGCAGGUUUUUGCCUAGACUACGGAUAAAAUGUGGGAUGAAGUUGAUCCGUCUGCGCCGGUUAAGUAUGGCGCUGUCAUAGCGGUCACAGUGAUCUGCGUUGUUCUGUUGAGAAAAUGGAUUGCUGGGGGUGUGUGUCGAUCUUCAGUCCAAUUACGUGGCAAGACGGUGUUGGUCACCGGUGCCAACACCGGCAUUGGCAAGGAAACGUGCCGUGACAUGGCACGUAGAGGGGCGCGGGUGGUGAUGGCAUGCCGGGACCUGACACGGGCUGCGAGGGCGGCGGACGAGAUUCGUCAGGCCACGGGGAACAGCAACAUUGUAGUGCGGCACCUGGAUCUGGCCUCUAUGUACUCUGUCAGAGAGUUGGCCAAAGAGUUCACUGCCAGUGAGGAUCGCCUAGAUAUACUCAUCAACAACGCCGGUGUGAUGAUGUGCCCUAAGUGGCUAACAGAGGACGGCUUCGAGACACAACUGGCUGUCAAUCACCUCGGACACUUUCUACUGACCAAUCUCCUUCUGGGGAAGCUCAAGAGCUCCGCCCCUAGCCGUGUUGUCAAUGUGUCUAGCAUUGCACACAAAGGGGGUAAGAUCCAGUUUGAUGAUCUUUUCUUUGCCAAGAGGCCGUACAACUCCCUGGUCAGUUACAGGCAGAGCAAGCUGGCCAACGUGCUAUUCUCCAGAGAGCUGGCCAGAAGGUUGAAAGGUACGGGGGUGACGUCCUACAGCCUGCAUCCCGGGGUGAUCAGGACAGAGCUGACUCGCCACGUGGAGACCUGGUUCCCCAUGCUGAGGGCCAUCCUGUCAGCCCCCUCCAUGCUCCUCAUGAAGACCCCCACCCAGGGUGCCCAGACCUCCAUCUACUGUGCUGUCACCCCAGGACUGGAGCACAAGUCUGGCAGCUAUUUCAGUGACUGUGCCAUGACGGAGACCGCCCCAGAGGGGAGGGAUGAUGUGGUGGCCAAGAGGCUUUGGAAGGAGAGUGCCCGUCUGGUGGGUUACAUAGAAAAAGACUGAACAACCCCCUCCACCUGAAAACUAUAGAGAAGACUGAACAACCCCCCCAUCUUGAAACUAUAGAGAAAGACUGAACAACCCCCUCCACCUUCAAACUAUAGAGAAAGACUGAACAACCCCCUCCACCUGAAAACUAUAGAGAAGACUGAACAACCCCCUCCACCUUCAAACUAUAGAGAAAGACUGAACAACCCCCUCCACCUGAAAACUAUAGAGAAAGACUCAACAACCCCCUCCACCUUCAAACUAUAGAGAAGACUGAACAACCCCCCCACCUUGAAACUAUAGAGAAAGACUGAACAACCCCCUCCACCUUCAAACUAUAGAGAAGACUGAACAACCCCCUCCACCUGAAAACUAUAGAGAAAGACUGAACAACCCCCUCCACCUUCAAACUAUAGAGAAAGACUGAACAACCCCCCCACCUUCAAACUAUAGAGAAGACUGAACAACCCCUCCACCUGAAAACUAUAGAGAAAGACUGAACAACCCCUCCACCUUCAAACUAUAGAGAAAGACUGAACAACCCCCCCACCUUCAAACUAUAGAGAAGACUGAACAACCCCCUCCACCUGCAAACUAUAGAGAAAGACUGAACAUCGCCCUCCAUCUUCAAACCAUAGAGAAAGACUGAACAUCGCCCUCUACCUUCAAACUAUAGAGAAAGACUGAACAUCCCCCGCCAUCUUUAAACCAUAGAGAAAGACUGAACAACCCCCUCCACCUUCAAACUAUAGAGAAAGACCGAACAUCGCCCUCCAUCUUCAAACUAUAGAGAAAGACUGAACAACCCCCUCCACCUUCAAACUAUAGAGAAAGACUGAACAACCCCCUCCAUCUUCAAACUAUAGAGAAAGACUGAACAUCGCCCUCCAUCUUCAAACCAUAGAGAAAGACUGAACAACCCCCUCCAUCUGAAAACUGGGAACUCAUGAACUUAGGACAGCCCCAACCCUCUCUGACAAACAGCAUCAACAGAUUGGACGACUGAUACCAAGGAAUCCUUAAGCCUCUCAAUAUAAAAAAAACCUGUAAGGAGUCUUCAAAAAGACAUGAAUGGGUGAUGUAUUGUUACCAGGUUGGGGCGUCCAUGCUUACCUUGGACAUUGCAGACUGAAAGACUAACAGACCUGUAGGAACUCAACUCAGGACAAAAAGUCCUUUCACCUCACUAUGCUGGAGAUCAGAUAUCCAAUAAAUUGUUUGGAGCAUCCAUCACUAGUCCUUCUUGUAGAAUUCUGGCCCCUGUUAACACGGACGUCAUGUACCCCAACAAUCUGAGGUUUAACGGGGGUCAUGUACCCCAAAAAUCUGAGGUUUAACAGGGGCGCCAUGUACCACAAAAAUCUGAGGGGGCACAAAGUAUGUGAGGAUGGCUGAGGGAGUGGUUGGAUAAUUUAGCAAUUUUCAAACACCUGAAACAGCUUUUUCCUACAAUCUAGAGCCAUCAUCAUUAUGCUUAAUUUUAUGUUAAAAAUAUGUAUAUUUUUCUGCAUAUCUAAGCAUACUUUUUGAACAGUCUGUAUCCUCCUGACUGGUGGUUAUUUUUUUAAAGAAACAAAAUAUUAUUCUCUACAUCUCUGCCAAAAAUCUGGGUAAAAGAUUGAAAGGAAUGUGAGUCUUAUUCAGUACAUUUAAUAAUUCCUCUCUUUUCUAAAGUCUACCAACCUUGCCAGCACACAUGCCAGCUAAGAUAGUUAGACAAGCUAGCUACUCUAACUUGUUUGAUAGCCUGAAAUGGCUUCUUUAUAGCUAGUUGUGAGGUUGGGAGAUUGGGAACCUAUCUGGGCUAGCUAAAGCCAACUUCAGAAAAUUGCUAGGAGGCUAUUUAUUUUUUUAUUUAUAAAAACAGGACACAUCUGAGGGGGCACGUGCCCCUGUGCCCCCUAGGGGCAUUAUACCUCUGCCUGAUAAUAUGAAUGUCAGUUGAGAGUGUUAUACUUGAUAGCUUAGUACAUUGGGAUGAAUAUUACACUGGUGAUCAUGCAUUUAACACAUUAGAGUGUCAUGUUUAUGAAAUAAGCAGGUAAAUAGUAUAUUUGAUCAUUAGAGAUUGCAGAUACUUAUUGCCAAGUAUUCACCUGUUUAUUUCCUGAGGGCACUGUAAAAGCAUGUUUAUCCUAAAUGUUCUCUGUAAAGAGUAAUUGUCUUUUAGAAUUCACUCCUGAAACAGGAAACUACUGAUGGCCAUUCUACUUUGUUUUUUCUUUAUUUAACUAGGCCAAUGGUAGCUUAGGAACAGUGGGUUAACUGUUCAGAAUGACAGAUUUGUACCUUGUCAGCUUGGGGAUUUGAUCUUGCAACCUUCUGGUUGCUAGUCCAAUGCUCUAACCACUAGGUUACGCUGCUGCCCCUUUUCAAGGAAGGAUCAUCUUCAAGGUCAUUUUGCAACGUAGCAACGAGGACAGUCUCAAAUAAAAUGUUAGCUUUG
Salmo salar (Atlantic salmon) is the source of this 3641-nucleotide messenger RNA. Its product is annotated as retinol dehydrogenase 12. The record is from RefSeq and is a predicted model, not a curated record. Lineage: Eukaryota; Metazoa; Chordata; Actinopteri; Salmoniformes; Salmonidae.